Erigeron canadensis is the source of this 1857-nucleotide messenger RNA. RefSeq lists its product as uncharacterized. Gene Ontology annotation, molecular function: RNA-DNA hybrid ribonuclease activity; nucleic acid binding. The record is from RefSeq and is a predicted model, not a curated record. Bases 287 to 1384 code for a protein of 365 amino acids. NCBI's taxonomy places the organism in Eukaryota, Viridiplantae, Streptophyta, Magnoliopsida, Asterales, Asteraceae. The transcript has 10 exons.
UCUCAAACACUAGUGCAAAUAAUCUUUUAUGACGAGAGCUACAGGUUACACUCACUUAAAUCCUUAAGUUAUAAACCCUCAAACUCCUUUUACAAAGCCAAUACAGGACCCGAUUCGGCACACAAAACCCUCAUGGUUUAACCCGCUAAAACCCUCACCCAAAACACCCUCCCUCCCACUUUCACCGCUAGCUGACGUCGCCGGCUCUCUUCCCCCGUCUUCAACCGUCGUUGGCAUUGACUAACUGACACCCGAAAAACCAGAUUUUGGAAGAAAAUUGUACUUAAUGAACUCGUUAUUUAAUGCGGCUUUGUUUUCAAAGACGAUGACUACUGGGGCACGAUGUUUUUCACUGAAAAGAAGAAUUGAUCAUCAUCAUCAUCAUAAUGCUGCAUUCAUAACUGCAGGUUAUGGAAUUCUUCUUUUGACGAGGUUUCGUGCUGCGAGUUGUUAUUCCACACUUAGUAAAGCUAGCAGUGGUGCUGGUGCUGGUAAAUCUAAGAAAAAGAGUAAAGAGUCUAAAAUGAUGGGAGAAGAGAAGAAUGCUUUCUUUGUUGUUCGGAAAGGGGAUCUUGUUGGUGUUUACAAGAACUUAAGUGAUUGUCAGGCUCAAGUUGGAUCCUCGGUAUGUGAUCCUCCUGUCAGUGUGUAUAAAGGCUACACCAUGCCCAAAGAAGCCGAAGACUAUAUGGCUUCUUGUGGGCUUAAGAAUGCACUUUAUUCCAUCAGAGCCGCAGAUCUAACAGAAGAGAUAUUCGGAAAUCUUGUGGCUUGUCCUUUCCAGCAACCACAUUUUACUUUAGGAGAAGUGUCGAGCGAUCAUUUGUCCAAAAAAAGAUUUCAGGAUGUUUUGGGAUCACAAACCGGGGAAGCCUUUGGAUUGACAUCUAUGUCAAGCGAUCCUGCAAGGAAGCACGCUAAGUUGGAACGUGUUGCAUCUCAAGGUGUAACUACAAAUCGCACUUGUAUACUUGAGUUUGAUGGUGCAUCUAAAGGAAAUCCUGGACAAGCUGGGGCGGGAGCUGUUCUACGUACCGAAGAUGGAAGUGUGAUAUGUAGAUUGCGUGAAGGUUUGGGUGUAGCAACCAAUAAUGUUGCUGAAUAUCGAGCUUUUAUCUUAGGGUUGAGAUAUGCUCUCAGCAAAGGGUUUACUAGUAUACGAGUUCUAGGCGAUUCCAAACUUGUUUGCAUGCAGGUUCAAGGUCUAUGGAAGGUAAAAAAUGAGAACAUUAGCAAGUGGUAUGAAGAAGCAAAGAGACUAAAGGAUAAAUUCCUCUGCUUCCAGAUCAAUCAUGUUUUAAGAGACUUGAACUCGGAUGCAGAUGCUCAAGCAAACUUAGCUGUGGAUCUUGCAGAUGGUCAGGUUCAAGAAGUCAACUCAUAACUCUUAGGCGACUUAAUGAAACAAAAGCAGGUCCAUUGGGCCUACAGGCCUGUACAUUUCUUUUACACAUUUACUCUUCAACGGUUCAACCGAAGUGUCAAACAAAGGAUCAAGAGGUUUACCUGGUUUAGUUCUCAAGAAUACAACACUUGUUUAUCUAAGUUAGCCUCCAGCUGAACUAUAUUCAGACAAUCAAACCUAUGGGAUAUAUUCGUGUCACUCUUCCAAGGGGGUUCUAAUGAUGGCUUUGCACUUUCAUGCGUGCAUGGAAAUUCAUGGAGCUUUUUUAAACCCGUGGAUACAGAACUGUACUUGUUAAAGCUGCUGCUUUUUAUGCCUUUUGUUGAAGUUGCUGGUUUUUAAGCCUUUUGUUUAAGUUGCUGGUUUUUAAGCCUGGUAUAAGUUAAUGUUUAUACCGGGAAACUGGUUUUGCAGGUUAUAUUUUAAUGUAGAUUUUAGUCUAUUUUGUUGCA